GGAAAAAUAAAAUGGUGGACAAGGAAGGUGAGAGGAGGAGGAAACGAAAAACGACAAAUAUUUGUAGCUAGUACUUUGUUCAGAACACUUUUUAUUAGUUUGAAUUGCGCGGAUCAAAAUGAAGCUUUUCAAGCUGUGGGUCCAUCAGCAAAAUUUCAGUGAGGAUGAACUGAUUUUAAAUCCAAAGGAGUUCCCAAACGAAAAAAUAGGCGACAUUUUGGAAAUUCACCACCCCGAUGAAGACAACACGCGUCUGCUACUGCAGAUUAACUCCAUCAAUCCUGAUUUCCAGCAAAAAGAUACAAUUAGUAUUGAACAGUCCGUGGCUAACAUCUUCCAGCUGAGAACAUACUGGGAUGUGGAGGUGACUAAGGUUGAACCAAAGGAGGUGUCGGUAGAUAUGGUAGAACUGUUGUUUAAGGACCAGUUUAUUACCAGAAGUGAGAUGUGGCGAUUAAGUAAAGAGUUAGUGGGUUCGUGUGUUUAUGUCAACAAGAAGUUGAAAUGUUUAGGAAUGCGUGCUCAGGUGAAUGAGAUCUGGAGCAAAGGAGAGAAGGUUUCAUGUGGAGUAAUAUCAGAGGAUACAAGGGUAGGAAACUAAUAUCUACAUACACAGUGUUUUCCUUAUCAGGCGGUGACCGGUAAAAUUUACCACCUGAAGCAACAUUUCUUACCGCCUGCAAAUGCUUGAAGGUUUACUGAAAUUAAAUAAGUUGUUUUAAAAAAUACGCAAGUUGUGAUCCCAUUCAGUCAAGGCAAUAAAUGAAUAUAUGGAAAAGUGCUAAAGUAUACACAACUUUUCUUUUUAUGGGCCAUGCGCACAUUGUGAAAGAGAACAGUGAAUACAGAGUAAAAUUAUUGGGAUCAAAUUCAUUUUAAAUUGUUGUCUAAAGAUAUCAACGGCCAAUUUGGGUAAAAGAGGUCUCUGAAAUGAGGGAAUCAUGUUUCAAAGAACUUAGCUCCUCCUAAGGUAGGGCCAUGUCACUCUCUCCAUUACCCCCUCCCCUCCCCCCAGGAAAGUGCACCGCUGGGGCAUAUUCUUUGCCUUGUCAGCCAUGAAUGGUCCUUUACCUGCUGAGCUAAAGUUUAGGGAAAAAAUUACACACAAAUUCUCCAGACUGAUCUUCACACAUUUGUUGAGAGAAUUUGGUGAAAUAUCAAAGUAUUCUCUAUUUGUGGUCAUUUUAUUAUUUUGUCUUUAUUGUUUAUAGAUAUUGUUAAGAGAAUUGAUAUUGGGCACUUUUGGGUGAAAAUUUAAUAUGCGAAGAAGCCUGCGUGAAGCAGACACUCUCAGAAAAUACUCUACUGUCCUCCUAGUACAGGUUUCAAUAUUAGAUGGCAUUAAUUCUGUGGCAGGACUAGCUAGCUCAGUCCAUAGAGGACUUGACUGCAGGUGGAGAUGCCAGUCAGGUUCGACCCGUGGGGCUGCAUCAAUACUCACAGUCUAAAAAUAAGUGACAAAUGACACUGUGCCCUUUGCCCUGCAAAUGGUCAGACUAUCAUGUGGCUUAGAUGAUCACCUAAAAUGGUGUUCUUGUCUCCAGUCAAAGAUGUAAAGGUAGUGUCCUCAGUUAGCACUUUUGUGCCAAAUUCAGGGCUCGAAAUAUUGGCCAGUCAAUGGACAAUUUCCAGACCGACUGGGGACUUGAACACUCAACUUUUCGUCUUACCAGUCAGGUUCACCAUUCACAUUCGAUCGCAUUGAAAAUGAAAUAAAUUAAAAUUUCAUGCUAUUCAGUUGUUUCAGUUGUUAUCAGUAUGUAGCUUGUUGCUGUUUAAUGUGGAAUUUUGAUCUGAAAUCCUGGAUGAAAUGAACUGUUGUUUACAAUUCUUGCAUUGAAACAGACAUCAGGGUUCAAGCACUUCCGGUAACAAAAUUAUAAAUAUUUUCGCUUUUAUUAGUUAAGGAAUGACUUUUUUAGUUUUGGAAAUUUUUCAUGCCAGUUUCAGUUCAUGGGCCUUUGUUUUAAGAGUUAUUUAUCUUAAAAAUUUGACCAGCCAGAAAUGAUACGUGAUGGAGCUAAAAUGAAUUUGGCCGGUCAUUGUGCCCAGAGACUCUCCAGAAAUAAAAUAUUAUUUUGAACCUUGAAUUGCCUUGACACUCAAAUAAAGUGCACUUUUUAAAUUGACAAAAACACCUCAAGUUUCAAGAUUAUUGUGAAACAGCUUUUAACAUUUUUUUUCUUUCUCUUAUUUCAGGUAGUCUUCAGAUCAUGCACUGCCAAAGUGUUUCUACUCAUUCAAAUGAGUAAAGAAAUGUGGGACUUUGAUUUCAAUGGAGACCUUUUCUUUGAGAAAACCAUUAAUGGAUUUCUUUAUGAACUGUUUACCAAGUGGAAGGAGAUCAAAGCUAUCCAUGAUGUCACUAUCAUUCUGUUUUCAAGAACAUUCUACAAUGCACAGUCCAUAGGUAAGUGUACCAGUCUGCUAAAAGGACUUUGGUCUUAACCUUUGUAGACUGCGAGCAGUCUCGUAAGGAGUGCAUGCGUGCACAAGAGUGUCGAGAGAUGCGAGAAACAAGGGCAGCAGCCCAAGAAGAAAAACAAAGAGAGACUCUCUUUUUCUGUGCCUUUCCCAUCUCAUGCCUUCAGUCACACUUGUGGUCAUUCGCAUGUCUCGCUUGUCUUGCUCAAUGGACUAAGAAAAAAGAGAGACUGCUCAUAGUCUAUAACCAUUGUGAAUCACACAAUAGUUUUCUGUAAGGCCUGACCAAACGAUAUAAUAUUGUAUUCAAUGGCUGCAUUGCUUGUACAGAGUCCCGUGAGAGUGACAAGUAAUCUGAAUGACUAAAUUGAUUGAUUCAUUGAUUCUAUGUUGAUGUCUGAACAUUCUGGUAACAUUUUAAUUUUAAAAGAGGGUACUUCUUGUUGUCCUCUAAUCCACAACAUUGCAUGUACAUUCUACAUUUCAUUACAUUCCAUUGAUUGGACCACAUUUAUUAAUGCACAAACAAAAACUGUCAACAUAACAAACUUUUGCAUUUACCAGUUGACCCACUUAAGCAUGGAAUGUACUGUGUUUUAGAACAUGACAAAAACAGCCAUACAAAAUGUAUCAGAGAAGCUGGGCACCAGUAGAGUACAGGUGCCUUAUGAAUCCAUUAAAAAGACAACUUACAAGUACCAUCAAUAAUAGUUCUUUCUUAUUUGUCUCUGAUAAUCGAUUGACCAUUUUCUAUAAUCAAUAGACAUUAUUCACGAUACCCGCACUCUUUGCAUGCGCUUAAGAACUGAUGGGAAAAAAGCAAUGUCACGUGGUUUCUCAGGGGACAAACAUAGGAUUAAUGUUGCCAGUGUGAGAAAUCACAGUUGACUGUGUUUAUUCUCUCAAAACCAAGUUAUGAUUUAAUGGUCAUGCAAAAUGUACGGUUUGAGUUUCGACAAAAUUAACAUCAUUAUUGCUUGCUGUGAGGACAUCUACGGUCGCUACUGUAUCCAAAAAAGUAAAAAUGAUCACUUCCACCCAUAAUUUGCCAUUAUCAUCUUUAUAUAAAAAGUUGUUCAUUUUCUCUUGUCAAGAAUAAACAAACUUGACUGAGACUUCUUGUAUUGGAAAGAAGCCACGUGACAUUGCUUUUAUCCCAUCAGCCCUUAAGCGUGUACAAGGAUUGCAGGCAUUGUGAAUAAGGUCUAUUCUCACAUCGCUUAAAGUGUUCAUUCAGUGAUCAAUAUAAAAAUAAAUGAUUGGCUCACCACUUGAAAACAUUUUAACAAAUGAAAACACCUUGACUGUGCUCUGUUCUGUUGUAAAGCAUGCGGAAAGCAGCCAGAGCUUGAAAGAAGUGUAGGGAGAAACACAAGACGUAGUUGAACAUUUCCCCCUACUUCUUGAGUGCUCUAACCACUUCCUAAGCUUUCUAAUUUUCAAAACAAACUAUUGCCAGAUGGCAUGACAGCCUUAGCACUGUGUUUUAUACUGUAAUAAAGCAUGGUUUUUCAAGCAAUUAAAGUCGUUGUUAUAUCUGAACUUUACUGUAAUUUGCGUUAUUAAAAACUGAAUCAUUGGAUAAUGCAAUUCUAGAGCUCUGAUUGGCUUAUAGCCAUCAUGGUAUAUGAGCCAUUAUACCAUGCUCUCCAAAUAUGAUAUGGUCUGCUUGAAAAUGAAAACAAGCUGAAAAUGAGUUGUCGGGAAGAAUUCCUUAUAUUUUCUGGAUGUUUUUUAUAAUGAAACGAUUGAUAUUAUUAUAUAAACACCAAUGAAAUACCAGGUGAGCUUUCGUGCGAAAACUUGAUAUCUUCAAAUGUGAAAAUAACAUGUUAUCCUCACAUGUGAAAAUAUCACCGUUGCUAUGGCUACAUAAUAAAUCGUGCCUUUCACACCAAAAAACUAUUAAAGUGAAAUGGUUUGAUAUUUCAUUGGUGUUUAUAUAAUAAAUAGAACAUUACAUGGCCACUUGGAGAUAUGAAAUUUCUUUUCUCGUGUGGAAAAAAUAUUUCACUCGUUCGCUGCUCCACUCAUGAAAUAUUUUUCAACACUCAAAGAGAAAUUUCAUAUCUCCGCGCGGCCAUGUAAUAUCCUAUAUUUAUCCCACUUGUGCUUGUUGGAUAUGAGAUGAUUAUAACCAACUCAUAUCCAACGUGCACUCGUGUUAAAGAUUGAAUUCAGUGGGUAGACUACAAUGUACUGGGAUUUGAACUACCAGUAACUGUUUGUCAUUAAGUUACAUUAAAAAUUAAAGAGAAACUGCAAUUCUUAACCAAAUAAACAGGGCACCUUCAAAGAUAACCAAGCAACAUCUGAUGAUAUCAACAUUAAUUACUCCACCUUAAUUUUCAGCUGAUUUUUCUGCGGAUACUGCAGCAUGCAUUCAGCAAGAUCCAUACGGGAGAUUUUAUGAAGACUUUUAUCAAGUGGUGGCCUUGAAAGAGAGGCGUGAAGAUUGGAUACCCGUUUUAGUGACAUUAAAGAAGUGUUUUAAUCAGUACCCCAUUAUCACUAACUGCUGCGACACGCUUGAAGGCACAAAAAUAAAAGGCACCAAUUCAAGCUCAUUUGAAGGCAAUUUUUUAGAGGCAAUUAAUUUGACAAUGAAUGGUAAGCACUAUUAAUGCGACUGGUUUUUGUUUCAAUGGCAAAAAGAAUAUUAUCGAACGCGGAAAAAAAAAACGAUGAUAUUAUUUCUUCAAUCAACUUUUUUCUUUACUUAAAUAACUAUAUGUAAUUGAAGAUAAGAGAAAAACAUAAAAUACAGGGUUAAAGCAAGUAUGUUUACAAUAAGCUAAGGAGGGAACAUUGAGAACCAUUGAGGCUAGUCCAUAUGAGUUGAUUUCAGACAAAAAAAAUGGUACUAACUGUAAGGGACCACCCACGGAUACAGCAUAAGCAAUCAGGAAACAUAACAGGUAGUGAUUAAUUAUUAUAUGGCUGAAUCCCCACAUGGGCAAGAUGAAGCAAAUCCUGUGUUCUGAUUGGCUAUCUGAAUAGGAAAAAUGGGCCAUCUUGCCCGUUCGAGAUUUCCCAUCUUGGUCUUGCAAGAAAAAGAUAUCUGUUUGGUGUAUGUUAUCAAAUCCUUUAUUGACCAAUAUUAUUUUCAGUAAAGAUAGCUGGAUAUUAACCUCAACUUUGUGUUGGUCCAUAAAAGCGCAUUACAGUCAUGGCAGGUCAAGUGUACCUCCCUCCCUCCAAGAUUCUAUUAAUGAAUUGGUUAUUUGAAAACUGAAACCGUUAGUUGUUCCCAUAACUAGUGUCAAAUUCAAAUGGACAUUCCUGCAUGCGUAAUUAGCAGUGAAUAUUUUAUGAGAACUUCUCUGUAUCUGGUCUUUGAAGGGAUAAAAUUGCUUUAAAGACAUUUAAGAAACAGAGCCGGUAUAAAUUUUUGUGACCACCUCACGAGUGAAUUCAAGAAUGCAGAGAUGGAUCUGAAAUCUACAACUAACAACGGGUUCAACUUAUGAAUAAUGACUUCAAUAAUGGAAUCUCUGGGGGUAGCUUGACCUGGCUUGACUGUAAAGAUCUUGGCUAUUAUCCAGCUGUCUUAAACCCGUGCUUGGUCAAUCUCACUUUUUAGUAAAAUCCAGCUAGUGGUCUAUUAUCAAUGCUGCAUUCUGAUUGGUUGAGCUACUACUAGGCUAUAUGUUAUAGCCCACUAGUAGCGAAAAGCGCCAGCUUUUUGGUGGCAAAAAAGGAUUAAAGUCUAGCUUUAACUAGCUAAAGUUGUUUUGUCUCGAUAUGUUUGACCAACUAGCUGGAUUUUGCUAAAACAAUUUAUUCCUCUUGCCCUCAUGGCCCUUGAGUCAAUAGCCCAUUCAGCCUUCAGCCUUAUGGGCUAUUGACUCAGAGUCCAUUCGGGCUUGAGGAAUAAUUGUUAAAUAUCUAUUGACUAUUUUCACAGCAUUUGCAAGACACCAUAUUGAUCGUAAUUUUGAACGCACUGGUCAGACAACCAUCAUUGUAGCACCUGGCUCAGGAAUGUUUGAAGUUGAUCGAGAAAUGACCAGCAUCACAAAACAAAGAUUGCUAGACAGUGGUAAGAUGACUAGAUAAAAAAGCCCGCAAAACCACAAACAAAAGUCUUUGCGUGGCCUGUGCUUUUUGAUUACUUUAAUAAUAAUAAUGUUGUAAAGAAAGAUUUCUUGAAUGACAGUGGUAAAUUAAAUAGAUUGAAAGAAGUCUUGUUAAACCACAAACAAUGGACAUUGCGUGGCUUGUGCUUUUUGUUCCCUUAUAAUUUUGAAUGCUAAACUGCUCUUUCCUGAAUGCUAAAUUGCUCUUUCCUGAGGACCCAGGAGUACAUGGAGAAAAAAUCCAUUAAACAGGAGUGGGGUUCAAGCACUGGGGUACUCCUUAAAAUGGUCUAUACACAGAGGAGUACCUUUUUCUAGCUUUUGCUCAGACAUAUUAGAGGGAAGGGAAUUCACAAGUUGAAGAAUACCGGUAUAUGAAAGGGUAGGAAAAUCUAUCAUUUAAGUAAAGUCAAAUCUCUUUAAUACGGACACCAAAGGGACAGAACCAAGUGUCUGCUUUACAGAGGUGUCGCUAUUAUAGAGAUAGGAAAUGUAUGAUUUUUGGCAUUUCUGGGACCAAACGAACUGUCCGUUAUAGAGAGGUGUCCAUAAGGAGAGGUUAGACUGUAUGUAAGAAGGCCUUUUAUGCAAAUUCAAAUUGUUUUAAAAGAUGCCUCUUUUGGCUUUAUUAUGAUGUUAAUUUAUUAAACCUAAAUGAAAAGGACAAGAAAACGUCUUGCUUUGGUGAUUUAUUCAUAUUUAAAAGUAGGUUAGAGAGCUCUGAGGGGUACCAUUUUCUAAUGUAAGGUAUACAAAAGGGCUGCCUUUAAUUUUUCUGUCAAAAAUGGUAUAUAAAAUGGUCAGGUGGUUGACCUUGGGGCAGAAACUUUUGACACUUUGACACUGUAAAUCAUAUCAUCCUUUUUGAUAAACUCGAACAUUACGGUAUUCGUGGCUUAGCGCUGGACUGGAUAAGAAGUUACUUUUCAAACAGAAAGCAAUAUGUUGAAUAUAAUGGCCACCGUUCGUUAAGAAAUGAAAUCUCUUGCGGGGUCCCUCAGGGUUCUAUCCUCGGACCUCUAUUUUUCUUACUGUACAUUAACGACAUCAACAAUGCUUCUAAUCUAUUAAAUCUGAUAUUGUUCGCUGACGAUACCAAUGUAUUCAUGUCACAUAAAGAUCUGAACUAUCUCUCAGAUAUGUUAAACUUGGAGAUGGACAAACUGUCAAUCUGGUUUAAAGCAAACAAGCUUUCUCUAAAUCUUAAAAAGACUAAAUUUAUGGUCUUCAAACCAAGACAAAAGCGUUCAAUUUGUAAUAUUCAAAUAAGUAUAGAUAAUCAAAAUAUUGUUAAAGUAAAGGAGACAAAUUUUCUAGGCGUAAUUUUGGAUGAAAACCUAAAUUGGAAGUCGGAAAUAUCUCACGUUGCAAGUAAAGUUGCGAAGUCAAUCGGUAUAAUAUCUAGAUGCAGCUUCUUUCUUCCUAAAUCGUUUUUACGUAUGCUCUACUAUUCCUUAAUUUAUCCUUAUUUUUACUACUGCAAUAUCGUUUGGGCUUCGACCUAUAAAACUAAUCUCCGCUGCCUUGUUAUCCUGCAAAAGCGCAUUAUUAGAAUUAUUAAUAAAUCACAUUUUAAUGCUCAUACUGACCCCAUCUUUAAGGACCUCGGUAUACUAAAAUUUAAUGAUAUCCAUUUGCUUCAACUGGGCCAAUUUAUGUAUUCUUGCAAAAAUUCAUUCUUACCUCCAAAGUUUAAUAACAAUUUCUCUCAAAGCAAUCAAUUCCACUCUUACAAUACAAGAAAUUCCCAGGCCUACCGUCUACCGUAUUGUCGUACAAACACGAAGAAGUUCUCGCCCUUUUUUCAAGGGCCUAAGUUUUUUAAUUCACUUGACAACAAGAUCAUCAACUCUCAAUCCCUCUCCUCUUUUAAGAAAAAACUGAAGAUUAAAUUAUUGAGUAAGUAUGAAAACAGUUUAUAAAUCUUUCCAUCUUCGACUUUUCGCCUUCUUCUCUUCAAUUGAUGUGAAACAGCUCUAGCUCAUAGUUCGAGGAGGCCUAACCUCUCAUAAGCUCCUAUAGUUUCUGUUAGGUCUCCUCGCCACUUCUUUUUUUUCUUCUUCUUCUUCUUUUCCUAUAUUUUUUGUAAUUAGUGUGGCAAAUAAAAUAAAAUAAAAUAUUGUUUGGAGAAAACUGAUGUUGGUCACUCUUGGGACCUCAUUCCCUCUUUGCCUUGUUAUUUUAAUAGGUGUAUCCAUUGAUCUUGUAUGCCUUGCUGAACAGCCUCUUCACACUGUCCCCCUCCUGAAAUAUCUCAACAAGGUGUUAAGUCAGGGGGAUGCUAACUUGGGAGAUGAUUACAACAUACCUCAUUGGAUGAACCAUGGUUUUUAUACAUCUCCAGAGAGAAGAAAAAAGAAAGAGAAUUUUGUUCCACGUAUUAAAGUUCCAGAUGUUGUGUUGAGCUCUCUGGGGAGGUGUGGCGGCAAUGAAAAAGGUACAAAUUAAUAUGGGAUCAAUUAAGGUUUCUGGGAAACUGCCCAUCUACCCCUCCCCUAAGCCGACAUUUUGCCCUAAGUGAGAAGUAAGUGUUAAUGUUAGCUUAGGGGAGGGGUAGGAGGGCAGUUUCCCAGAAACGUACAUUUCUUUCAAGGUGGAGAGCUAACAUGUAUGAGAGGGUAAUCAAAAUAGUUGAUAAGUAUAAGUUUUUUUUUUCUCCUUGUGAUUUCAAGUUUCUUUACUUUAAAAAGCUGUCUGCGUUGGCACCAGGCUGCUUUGGCAAAUGACUAUGAUAUGUUGUCUAUAUUUCAAGUAAACACAAAGCUGUGGCAGUAAACAAGAGCAUAUUUUAAUAAUAAAUGUACAUUUAUGUGUAGUUGUUCUCAAAGUCCUGUUUUCUGUAAGGUUUUCUAUGUACUGGUAUUGCAAUCCCUAUACCAUAUAUUUAGUGAUUUUUCUUUCUUCUUUUCUGUGGGGCAAGGUGGGGUGGGCGUGGGCAUGGGCGUUCCAAUGGAGGGGACUCUUAUUUGGUUUUUGUUGUAGGGUGCUAAUUCGAGUAUUUACGAUGGGACUGAUUUUUUAAUGAUUUUUUGUCAGGAGUCUACACUAGUUUUACUGAUCACUGCAAGAUAGAAGCAGCCGAUAGCCAGCUGCCUGAUUUGGUGGACUAUGAUGAAUAUGACGCCAAAGUCUUCAGGAACCCUUCCGCUGCAGGCCACUUUGCAUUGAAAGGUUUUCCUCCUCGAGGCUCGGGCUUCCGACGAAUAAGAAGCGCCAUGGAGAUGCAACGAAUGGCUAAGUCGGUUUCCAAAGAUGAGAUCACGUCUCACAAGUUUAUAUCUCCCAAGGGAAUCUCCUCGUACGAAGAUUUACUUGUGUCAGCUUCAUCAUCUUCUUCCACUAUGUUAACAGUAAGUAAUAAGUUAGACUUGCCUACAAGUCGAGCUUAAAUUUUUUCACGAGCGCCAAGUGCGAACGGUAGAUUUUUUAUGUUUUCUGCGGCAAAAGCGAAAAAGAGAGCUGGGGCCAACUACCGGAACCGGAAAUGAGAAGCGAAGGACUUUGAAAAAGUCUAGUAAUAAGUGGGCUUUUGAGCCCUGGGGGCACUCCCUUACUUGUCCCAAAGAAGUGUGGUCGUUUCGCCCGAUGACAAACAACACGGAACAGACUACAACACGGCUUAUCAGUGAUGUCUUCGAGUUGAAAUUGGACUUCAUUCCUGCGAUUGUUGAAAAAGUUCCAGCUAUCUGGACAAGUCAUAUUCGAGAUACUGAAUGAAUGUUUAUAAAAAUGAAGUCUGCAGGUUCCUCAGCGAUUGAUAUUUCGAUCUUUGAGACAUUCAGUGUGAAGUUUUCACUGGAAAAAGUUGUUGACCAAUUGUCUUUUCACUCUUAUGCCUUGUUUUCUGGCUUAAAGAACGGCAAAUAAACAUUGGGCGAGUCGACUUAAGUGCGGGCGAAUCGUAGUCGGGCGAAUCGUCUUUCGGUUGAAACGACCUGCUACUGUCUUAAACGGGUAAGUGCCGCAGAGCAGCAUGUAAUAGUUCCUAAUAUUGAUUUUCCCCCUCAAUUUGUAGAGACGCGAUGCUUCUUUCGUCAAAGACAUAAACAGCAGAAGCAGAAUUUUUUCUUCAUCUGUAGAGUGCACAACUCACGGCGUUCUUGGUACGUAAAUAUCAGACAUCUUUCCGCUCUAGCCACAUCAGAUUCAGAUUUCAGAUUUUUUUAUUUAUUGCACUAUUUCAAUAGUUUACUACGAAAAAAAUUACAAUACGUCACAAAAGGAAAAUAAAAUAACAUUAAAUUACCUAAAGUGGAAAGAUGUCUAACAUCUUAUGCUGUACUAUAACUUGUGUACUGUACAUUUUUACAAUUCGUGUUUUGCUCUAAAGGCCUGCUUCUUUUAAGGGUUUCGCUUGCCUAGUCCAAAGCCUAUAUCCUGUACCGCGUUUUCCCAGGCCCUCUCGGUCAAUUCACUUCGGUGACGACGUAUCCGAGGCGAAUGGGGACAUCUUCGGUUGGACCACGUGACCCGAAACGAGUUGGCAGCGCGGAAUAAUGAGGCCUAGGGCUAGGCAAGAGUUCCGCUAGGCGACCGCUAGGCUCGAUGUGUGUGGGCACGAGGCGCUGUUCGGGAAAACGAGCCGGCAAUCAGAGAGACGAACAGAAAUCGAUAUUGCUGAGUGUGUGCUGCUGUUCACUUGGUACAGUGGGCUCAGUUAUGACCAUUGGUUUAUCAGCUAGUAAAUGUAUGCUUGCACUAGAAAACAAGUUUGAGGAGAGAAAACAAGAUUGUAUAGUCAGUCCAGAAGUUCGGGUUUCUGCUUGACUGGAUUUAGGCAGAGCCUCCUUUUCUCCUCCUCGCUCAAGAAGACAAAAGGAGUCUCUGUUCACAGGGUGGAUUUCCUCAGUCAUGACCAAAUUUUAUUGGAUCAUUAUACGUUUCUGGGAAACAGCCCAACUACCCCUCCCUAAACAGACAUUAACACUUACUUCUCACUUAGGGCAAAAUGUUGGCUUAGGGGAGGGGUAGGUGGGCAGUGUCCCAGAAACGUACCAUUUUAUUAAUGGGACAUUAACUUUAGGGUCUGAAAGGGGGAGGGGGUCCCUGAUCCCGUAUUCCCGCACCUUUUUCACGACAAUCCCGUAUCCCAAACUUCUGAAAUCUCUACCCCUAAUACCGCUUUCUUUCCCAAUACCCCAUCCCGUGCCAAGAUUUCGGCGAAUCCCGCCUGUCGAGUAUCGGUCGAAUCUCGUAUCCCGUCCAGAAUUUUUUCGUUUUCCCGAAUCCCGCACUGUGUUUCGGCCAAAUCUCGGAUCCCGAAGGAAGAUACCCUUCCAGACCCUUUGACUUGAUGACCCACUAUUGUUUGCAGCUCUGUUGUUUGUAUUUUAUGUUAGCGAUUCAAACAUUUCAAGAGGACCCGUGAUUUUCUCAUUGUUUUUCAGCUUCGUUAUCUGAAAACGUCAUCGCAAAUGGAACACAGCAUGAAAUCAUUCGUCCAGUUCCUCGGCGGUUUGCGGUUGGCAGCGCGGGCGCGGAUCUGUCUGUGAUUGACACCGCUGUGCAGACUCAUCCACAGAGGACUCUAAUAAACCCUUUCAAACCAAAUGAGAUCCCCUGUAAUUGGACCUGCAACAGGCAUCGGUGGUCACAUGUUUUUCCCACGGGACCCGACGGGGAGAUCCUGCAUCCACACUAUCAUAAGCUUUCAACGGAUUCGAACGAUGCAGAAGUGAAGCUACAAAAGGUACCUGUUCUUAAACCUUUAAAGGGCUUUGGCACGCUUUUUUGUUCUCAUUACGAAGAGCUAAAACGACUCUUUUAUCAAUUGUACUCUGAAAAAUAAUGGUCCAGUUUUGUUAUUUAAAGCGCAGCUAAGCGCCGUCCAUACACCGUAUUCACAAAAGGCGGACACGCGGGAAAAAACUGGUGCCUAGUCAUGAAAGCGAGGCGUUGGAGGAUAAACAAAAAUUGCAAAUGAAGACUUUCAGUGAACUUGCAGAGUGUUUAGCACGGAUUCCACCUAAAAUAACUUUGUACGGACUUCUUUUUAAAUACAAUUACGUGGAUGUCUUCUGCUUUUAAUGUUUAGUAGUGAUUUGCUGUUUGUAAUCAAAAGGGACGCGUAUAUCUUCAAGGAAACAGGAUGAUUUUGUAGGUUUCCGAAGCAUCAGAAGCUCGACAAGUGGACGAUCGCCGGAGAAAAGGGGCAAACAUGUUGGCCCAAACUUCACAUUGAAACCGAGUACGAAAGCCAGCUCACUGCAAUUCGGUGAAACAGAAAUGUAAACAAAUCUUGGUGGCAAGAAAAAAAGAAAUAAGCGACAGAUAUAUGGCCUACUUGUUAAUGCAAGAGACGUCUGCCGUUGAACUGAAACACAGUGAGUUCCAGAUGGAAAAAAGGAAGACAGGAAAGCAGGGGUGACUGAGGUUUCGAUGAAGUUAUGUUUGGUUUUUGUUUGCCAGGACGUUAUUCUCUGGUCUUUAUCGAUGAAGGACAUCAAUUAGAACUAUUUUUUUAGUAUAAAUGCAGGAACGAUCGAGUGGAGUACGCUCAAAAUUUCAACAUGUUACUCGGCAGACUCGGUAAGCCGGCCACAUAUCAUUUCAGCGAGUAAUUUCGUAUUUCUUAUCUGUGGCUGUUAAGAGUUUUAACUUAAUGUUUUAUAAUAUUUAAAGUUGAAGAAUACAUAAAUAAAUAAAGUGAUGGUCUUCUUAAACGGAUCCAGACUCGAAUUUAAUUAUUCAAAACAGAAGCUGGCCUUGUUCAUUCCUGACACAAACAUUGCCUUAAAAGUUUAACCUAGUAAAAUGUAAGCUUUAUACUACUUUUUUACCAAGAGCUCUCUGAGAUAAGGCCCUAAAGGAGACCAGGCAAAUAGCAAGCCAUAAGAUUCACACAGUACAGCUUCUAAUUUUUAUAAAAUUAUUUUUAAUUAUUUCGCAAUGACAAAGAAAUCAUGACAUUUUUACUAAGCUCUGCCAACGUACCUCAGUAACAAUUCACUCCAAAGCGACGGAAUUAAUAUGAUCCAAAGGAAGUUGUAAUUGCAGACAUACAUAUAUACAUAGAUAGGCUUUAGCCACUUUAUUACACGUAUAUACAUAGAUAUGUAUAAAAUGACACUGACAUGAAUAAAUCAGCCUUGUGAAUGAAUCUUUCACCCGCUCUCGACUUGACCUGUUUUGUGUAAUGGCGGAGGUCUCUUCCGUUAACAAGUAGGCCAUAUAUCGGUCGCUUAUUUCUCUUUUUCUCGCCACCAAUAUCUGUUUUUAUUGCCGUUUUACAGAAUUGUAGUGAUCUGGCUUUCGUACUCGGUUUCAAAGUGAAGUUUGGACCAACAUUUUGCCGCUUUUCUCCAGCUAUAGUCCACUUGUCGAGCUUCUGAUGCUUCGGAAACCUACAAAAUCAUCCUGUUUCCUUGAAGAUAUACGCGUCCCUUUUGAUUGCAAACAGAAAAUCACUACUAAACAUUAAAGGCAGAAGACAUCCCACGUAAUUGUAUUUGAAAAGAAGUCCGUACAAAGUUAUUUUAGGUGGAAUCCGAGCUUAACACUCUGCAAGUUCACUGAAAGUCUUCAUUGAGUUCAUUUGCAAUUUUUGUUUAUCCUCCAAUGCCUCGCUUUCAUGACUAGGCACCAGUUUUUUCCCGCGUGUUCGCCAUUUGAGAAUACGGUGUAUGCUAAUACGUUUUUGUUUGACUACGCUUGCAUUUCGGUGUGUUUCUGUCGUCACUAAUACGCUGAGCGUUUUCAUCGAAACCACAUCGACCUGAAAACGCUCUUAACAGUGGAUCAAAACGAAAACGCAGCGUAUUAGUAUGGACGGUCGAAAAUGGUCGAAAACGCAUCAAAAUAGAAACGGUGACCGAAAAUAUCGUAGGCGCGAGUGUUUGCAGCUUGCAUAGAGUUUAACUUACGUCACAACAGGAAAUUCCAUCGUUUUUGCGCGUUUUAGUACGAAAAACGCAUAUAUUUCGAUGUGUUUCUGUCCUCACUAAUAUCUGAGCGCUUUAUUCGAAAACACAUCGAUAUUAAAACGCUCUUAAAAGUAGAUCAAAACGAAAACGUAUCGUUUCAGUGUGGACGGUCGAAAACGCAUCUAAUGAAAACGAUGACCGAAAAUGUCGUAGGCGCAUGUGUUUGUAGCUUUCGCAACGUAUAAUUCUAUCGUUUUCGAACGUUUUAGUGUGAACAGAUGAAAACGCAUCAAAAGGUUAGUGUAAAUGCGAAUCGAUCGAUGCGUUUUCGAUGACAACGAAAACGCAUUAGUGUGGACGGGGCCUAAGUCUAUUCUUAAGCGUUAAAACUGUUUCCUGUCGUCUGACCGCCAUUGAUGACUUGCUACAGACUGAGCAUGUAGUGAACUCUGAAGAGUUUUUAGAUGAAGGGGGAUUAUCAUGGUUAGUGCUUGCUGGUGAAAUGUGUAAUAAUAUACACUUAACGUCAGAUCCCGAGGGAAACACUUAGUUUUGUUUUCCCGAGCUCGACUUCGUCUCGGGAAACAUCAGGACUCGAGGGGAAACAAAACUAACUGGUUUCCCGAGGGACCUGACAUUGAGCGUUUUGUUAUAUUUCUAGACUUUCACUUCAACAGCGACAAAAGAAUAACCGCAGCGAAUCAAAACAGUCUACUCGGUUCUUAUAAGAACACAAAUUAAAUACUCAAAACCACUGAAUGAAUGAAUGACAUAGUGCUUUCCUUAUAUUAUCUGUAUUUUUCCUCCACUAGCUGCUGUUUCUCUUCAAGGAUAACUUUGAAAAUCGUUCCUUUUUAGCUUGAGGCUUCAUGUUUGUGUUGUGAAGCCCUUGUUGUGUUCAUCCUCGAAAGAACAGGAGGGCAUUUUGCAUGCGCAUGCGUGAAUCCGCUGAACGACAAUAGCGUAGGCGCAACAAAUCUGAUGGCGGGAAAUCGAAAACUCGCGCGUAAAGUUACAGUCCUUUUAAAAGCCAUUUCGUUGGUGCUUUGAAUACCGUACUUUCCUACAAAAAAUAUUCUCCAUGACAAAAAUCGGACGUUUUCUACGCGCGUUUUCACUUGUAGAUUUUUCAGCAGUAGGUUUUCUUGGCCUUUAAAGACAAGACUCAACGCCAAAAGUCAUAGUCCUGUAUAAGUCUGAUUUUCACUGGCAAAGCAAUGCAUUUCUAUGGUUUGAUUUCCAAACUCGUGGUUUUAUUUAGGGAGGAAAUUCAUCGUAGCAAUGUUCAGCUGCUUUAAGACAAAAUCCAAAAAAAAAAUUUACCACGCGAGGUUUAUUUAUUAGCGCGAUGUCUCAUGUUAAACUGAUCGCGGAGACACGCGUUUAUAUAUGCCACAAAACUUGAAAUCUAUGGGGUUUUAACAGUUUUUUGAACGUUUUCGCGGAAAAAUUUAUAAAAGAUAUUCUCCUAUAGGAAGUGUAUAAUGGAUUGAGUUUGAAGCAACAAUUACAAGUACAUAAUCACUUGAGCAUUUCAUAAGCUCAGUUGCAAACAAAACGAAUGCACAUACUCCGAAAAAACGAACAGUACUUUUAUUUUUCUUUAACUCUAAAAGAUACAGAGAUUUUUCCUAAGCUACUAUUUUGAAGCGACUCUUGAGUAACAGCUCCUGUCUCCCACAAUUGAUUUCUUGUUAUUAAUUUAUAUUUGAUGACAGUAGUAAUCUAUUCAAAACAGAGAAUGGCCAUCACUCCAUAAAUCUAACUGACGAUGUUGUUCACCUUCAAAGCCUGUUUAAACAUAAGACAGGAAGUUUGUUAAAGGGGUGCAUAUAAUGCUGUUUCCUCAAAAAAUAAAUACUUCUGCUAAAGGACCCAAAUGAGCUGGGAUGCGACAACAAACAUGACACAAAUGGAUGGAUGAAUUUGUCUGUUAUUAAUCUUUCUGUUGAGAGCUUUUUACUGUAUCCAGAUGAACCUCUUAUGUAAGGUGUACAUCAUGGAAGAAUUAUCAAGCAAAAACUGAUACGUUAAACAAGAAUGUGGUUCAAUACAGAGGAGAGGCUGGUCUCAGUCAACAUCCUUCGUGAAUGAAAUGUCUCACAAAUUAGCAUAUCAACAAAUGUAGUAUCCACAAAAUAUAUCAUUUAGGAAUAAAUGCGAUUUUUUUGCAACAGAAGCAAGGAUUGACUGAAAAGGUGUAUUGAUAACGUUUCAUUUCGUGCUAUUUUGGGGUUGGGGUGAUAGGCUAGAUUUUCUUUAAAACGCCAAAAUGUUAUAUUUAUUUGCAUAAUGAAAUGUAAACAAACAGUGUACCAAGGUGGAAAAAAUCAGAAUUCAAACCGAUUGCUGUAAUUUUUUUCCUUUGUAUAACUAAAUGAGAAAAUAUUCUUAUUUUCUAAACACAAUCUUACUCUCUUCAUUAUACUGAUUUAAAUUUAUAGUUGAAGUGCGUGUAUUUUAUUUCUCAACGAAGACGUACCGGGGAAGAAAGCUAAAAUUACUGCAGAAGGCGAUUUUUCACAGCCUUCAUCAAAGCGCCAUUCAUUCGCGGAAGUAUUCUUAGUUUCAUUAAUCAUUAACUUAAUCUGGGGAGAAAGGCAAGAUUUCGAGAUAAACAAGCCAGAGAAAGGGUGAAAAACAGUUUCAAGGCAGAAUGGACACUUAAUUAACCACUGUAUUCCUGAAACGAUUAAGUUCGAUUUUAGAGUUAUGCUAUUGAGAAGAAUUAAGUAUCUAUAGGAUAAUUGUUUAACGAAAAACUAUCAUACUGACCUUUUCCUCCUGCUCAAAAAAUGUGCGCGAAAUGUUAGGUAGUAAGAACAUUCAGCCGCCAUCUUGUCUUCGAUGUACUGUUUUACGAAAGGAAAGACUGUCCUCUCACGGGCGACAGCGAGGCUACAAUAAACUCACUUUCAUCGUAGAAAUACCUCGAUACCUUAAAGAACAUGUUUGUGGAAUGUAGCACCCAAUACACGUCAUUCAGCUCCAGAAAACGGCCUGCAAAUGCUGGUACUGAACGUAAACAAUUCACAGAAAAUGCCUCUGUAGCACUUCAACAGCCCAUAUUGACGCAUGCGCAUACAAAAUGCCCUCCUGUUCCCCGAAAGUGAAAACUGGCUGUUUUUCCCACCUUCUGUCACACCACUUUCCGCCUUGCUUUGAUCACGUGCUGUAAUGUAUCCCGAGCGGGGUACAAUUGCUCAAAUGUAUCACGAUCGGGAUACAGUUGAUUUUAGUCAAGGCCAUGUGACCAAAAAUCAACCAAUGGCAGUCCCUGUUUAGUUGAGUUUAAGUCUAGGAAUAUAACAAUUCUUGUUGUUUAAUAAUAACAAUUGUUUAAUUCACAAUUCAUUCCGCAGAAAUUGCCUUUAAUACUAUUCAGACUAAACACAAUCGCAUUUUUUGUUUGUUUGUUUAUUUUUUUCCAGUCGCGCAAUGUAGAAGAAGCAGUCCUAGCGGUCGUGGCAGCACGAAAGCGAGAGUUCUCCGAAGCUUCCCAGAGCCUUUCAGAAGAACGAGAACCAUUCGACGAAUUGACGUCAAGCGAAGGAAGUGAUAUAGAUGAGGACACGCCCUUUUCUCCUGAAGCACCCUCUCGGCAACAAGGGCAUUUCGCCCCCAUAGCAAACCAGGCACAAGGCUCACAGAACACCACACCCCGGAGGCGAACGGUACCCCGGAUCAACCUGUACCGUAAGGUAGAAGCGCCUGUCGAGCAUGACUGGACAGCGGCUGUCAAAACAAGUGUAGACUGGAAGUCCGUGUCUUGCCCCGCGUUGUUGCCCCUGACAACCGAUUUUAGCCCGAGUAAGAAGACACUCGACACCAAUUACCUUGAGUAUAACUAUACAGUUUAUAUUGAAGAAGACGAAGAUUUCACGGAGGACAAAAAAAAUUCCGAUUGGGGAAAACAGGACAGGUGAGUAUCAUGGUUUAGAAUUGCGAGGCUUGUGAUUGGCUAAGACAUCUUGUGCCAUUAUUGUCACGCAAGAAGGGAUCUGUAGCAAUCUUUUUGCCGUCCAAGUUAUUCAUUUGUGUGUAUGUGUCUAUUUGCCAUAUUCUAACGAGGGAAAAAAUGGAUAUGAUAUUCGACCUCAAUGCGUCUUGGAAUCGUUUGGAAUGAAUAAAAAACAUGGCGGACGGCAGCGAGCCAGCUGUUAAAACGGAAGACCUUAGAUAAAAACGACAAGGGUUUGACUGGAGUGCUCAGUCUCGCGGGCUCAUAAAACCUGGUCUCGGUCAUUCUUAUUUAAGGUUUUCUGUUAAAGCCUCUCUCAAGGCUAGAGAGAAUAAUGGCACAGAAAGGGAAACGCCCAGUUUAGCCCUUCCGUUUGGUGAAUUUCACCAAAGUUAUUUUUAGACCAAUUGAACGUUUGAAAUUAAUUGGAAGUUGGUUUUCGGAGAGGUCCGAAAACGUCUGUUUAGUGUUGUCAAUAGAGAAUUCACUAGUCGCCCAAACAAUAUUCUGAAUUUUUUGCUUUGAGGCAGUCGCGCGUGGACUUGAUAACGUUUCAAACAAUCGAUUGAAAUUUGAAAUUUGAGGACUUAGACUUCGUUAAAUUACAACCUCUAACUAAAAAUAACCUUGGUGAAAUUCACAUAUCCCGGCCAACGCCCUCAGAUUACCUCAAAAUUCUAUUAUUAUUCUAUUAUUAGUUAUUUGGACUGGAGAAGACAUAUCUGGUGCAUUAAGGUCAUCUUUUAGGGUCUUUUUACAGGACAAAAGAGUUCAAUAGGCCCCUCAACCUCGUUCGCAGGGUCCUUUCCUACCCGUCACUGUGGAGCGAGGGCGAGGACCCUGGGAACGAGGCUUUGGGCCCUUUGCAGCUAGCCAUUCACGUGGUACAAAACCGACGUGCUUGAGAGCAACCGUCGCACGGCCCCGUCGCACUGGGAAAGACAAACAAAAUGCUUACAUACAAAAGGCAUAAUUUUAAAUAGUAAUUUCCUUUGUUUGUCUUAUCCUAGUGCGACUUUUGCUGUCCAGCAUGGCGCUUUUGUACCACGUGAAUGGCUAGCUGCCAAGGGCCUAUUGUCGCAGGAUUUUAUUGGUACACUAACAUGGAAGACUCCUUCGCAGCCUUCUUCCUGUCGUCACGCAACGCACUUCCGGCCACCUGACUUUUGUUUGUGGGGAGGAGCGUUGCAUGACGACAGAAAAAACGGCUGCGAAUUUGACUAACAAACAUGGCCACCAUUUCUUUAUUUUCUACAUCAAUAUGGCCACUGUGACGUCAUGUGAAAACGAUCUAUAUGUAUUGCGUUGCAGCCGAUUGUUUGGCUGAAGCAUACAACCACUGAAGUGUAAAUUUUAUUACUUGUAUCUUCAGUACACAAGAAGAAGAUGAUCAUGGCUCACGAAGGCGUUUGACCGCAGAAAUGAUUUUUAUAGAACUUGUAUCGCAACGGAUUCAAAAGGUAUUUGUCUUGACCAAUAUUUUUAGGAUCACUAUACGUUUCUGGGAAACUGCCCACCUACGCCUCCCCUAAGCGAGAAGUGAGUGUUAAUGUAGGCUUAGGGGAGGGGUAGGUAGGCAGUUUCCUAGAAAGGUAUAGUGAUACUAUUUUUAACGGUAGAAAAACACUACAGUCGAACCUCCCGUAGGUCACCGCCCAAAAUGCGAAGACUUAGUGGUCGCUUACCGUAGGUGGUCGAAAACAAGAAUCGAUCCACAGGGGGUCUCUUAAGAGGUCCGACACAUCUACUUGAUGGUAGAUAAGAUAAUAUAUUGCAUGCAAUUUCUAAGUUUUGAUAUGUGAAGUUCCUUGUUGUUGUCAAAAGUUAUUCGUGUACUCUAAGUAACGGAUCAUGCGUGAAGGGGUCGCUUACAAAACUGGGUUCAACAGUAUAAAGUUAUUUAAAAAUCGUUAGCCCCGAAAAUUGGUCGCGGUCGCUUACAGUUGUUGGUCGUUUACGAGAGGAUCCAACUGGAAAAAAAAAUUGGUGUUUGCGUAGGUGGUUGCUGAUAGGAGGUGACGGCACAUGGAAGUUCGAUUGUACUGGCAACAAGGUGCCAGCUGGCUAUGAAGAGCUGGGGGUGGUCUAACCAAUCAGAAACGGUGAAAUAUUGUGAAGGAAUAAUGAUAUAAACUGUGCUUGUAUUGCUUGGUAUUACUUUGCACUUAAAUCAUCAUACCGUAAUCCUGUGAUAAGCCUCCCGUGGGGCUUAUUUAUUUCAAACCCAUCUGAGGGGGGCUAGGUAGAGAUGUGGGGAGCUUAUUUAAUUUAGCAAAGACUAUGGUAUCAGUUCUCCAUAAAGAACUAGAAUACAAAGUGGAAAAGGUCAAGUACAUGAAGUUGGAGGUCAUGCAGCCAAGGAUCAGAAACAAAUCCGAACUUCAAGUUGGUAAAUAAACCAUCCCGGAUCAGUCCACAGGAAGUUUUACAGACGUAAUUGAUUAAUAUAGUCUCUCAUUUUUUAGUGAAAAUUAAUUAGGGGAGGGAAGGGGGGCUUAUUUGAGAGUGGGGCUUAAUAGAGGAUUUACGGUAUUUGACAGCUAUUGGUUUCUCCCUAGGGAUUUCAGUUAGUUCCACCGGAAAAGACCAAAGCACUAACUUUAGAUCGUCACCAGUCUAUAGCUGCUAUUCCAGCCGAGGAGUCAAAUAAUAAGGAGUUUUUCCUAAAUAUUGGUCGCAACUCACACAAACUCUGUCUGACGUCACCGGAAGUGACGGUGACCAAGUACAGGCCACGUCAUCAACACGCCUCGGAUCCCAAAAACUACUGGUAAGGUACAGGAAGACCAAUAUUCAGAUACCUGCCAAUCAUGUAGCUUGUCAAAUCUUUUACGGAGGCGUUACGUUGUGUUGCAGUGAUCUGAAUUACCGUAAUUGAUCAAAUUGACGCCACCUCUUAAGUAAAGAACAUAACAGAGGAACUGUAUGAGCGACAGAGCGCAUGACUGCACAGGUGUUGAAUUGAUGAGAACGAUCACAACAGUGAACUUUGUUCUUUCUUAGCUAUCUUAUGUUAAGUCACGGGCGUCAGUUUUAUUAAGUGAUAUCGUUCUGCAAGAUUUUCUUUUGUCCACCAGACCGGAUAACUCUCUUAGCCUCGGUCAAUUUUUGCCAUGUAAAUGUUUCAAGGUUGGGUGACCUGCCUAGCCGGUCGAAGGCUUUGCGUCAUUUAAAGUGACAAUAGAAAGCCACAGCAAGAGUAUCAAGUGAGAGUAUAAGAGCUUUAACCUCCAAAGCACGUCAUUUUCGCGCCAUUUAGUUGUUAUUGUUGUUUACGUGCUUAGCGACUAUUCAAUAACCUUGAGAAAGUGAACCCCUGUUUGGCGGAGUUGUAAGAUGCAUGUAAACGCGGCUUAGUUUUUUUUACCUCUCCUAAGCGGGUAACCUCACCUAUCUGGAUCCCCCACGUCUAUCUAAACAGGCCAAAAACCUAUUGCCUUUUUAACGUUCUCGUUGCUGUCGCCGUCGUCGGAUCUCAAGGUCCCUAGUGAGGUGUCUGGAGAGCAGCCAGAAUAACGCAACUUACAGAACUAUGUUCUUUUUUCUCUCGUCCCUAGAGUCUUUCAAUGUACUAUACUUGCGCGCUAGAUUAUUAACACAAGUAUUAUUUCAUUCGUCUUUAGUUACCGUCUUUGCAUGCCUGAAAGGAAAGUAUUUGAACCAAACGAGGCAGUAUUCAUUCACGAGGAAAUGGACAGUUAUAAUUGGAAUUACUUGGACCAACACAUUUGCGGAGACCAGGAAUUUAACGAACUUAUGGAGGUAAAUUCCCUCCAAAUGUUACUGACGGAGAGAGCUGAAACUUUUACACUAAUAUGUAACUCUUUUCAAGGUGUAACUGUCCGAUUGUUUUGCUUCAAGUCAUUUGGCUGCAGAAUUGAAGGGGCUGUGACACGACUGUCUGGUUCAUUUUGUUUCAGCGAUUUUCGUGUGACCUUGAAAUGAAAACGCGCAAACGAAACAGAAACAACAAACGAACGGAAAUAGGGCGAUUUGACUGGUUUAUUGAACGAAUACAAACGCGCGUGGAUUUUGAUUGGUUAAGCGAACGCUCGGAUGAGAACACUUCAUGCCCGAGAACUUUUUAGAAAUCCACCGAUACUUUGCUUUGACGUCAUACUGUAACACGAUUGACCAAUCGAACAAUGCCUUCGCCAUAUCAUAUUCAUAUUUGACGGGAAAACUAAGAGGCCAUGUUUUGAUCUUUUCAUCCAUUGGCUGAUAAAACAAAUACGGAACACUUACAGAAACCAUUUUUCAAGGUCAUACGAAUAUCGCUCUAACAGAGAGAUUUAAAAGAGUCACGUUUACGACAAACAGCAAACGUGAAAUUCAAGUUGAGAUUUUCUUACAACAGAAAAUAAGCAGAUAAAAACUGUCCCGGACAAUUCUCAUGGAUAAAAUUGGCGUGAAACUCACUUAUUUUUCAGUAAAAGUACCACAACAACAACAACAUUAUUCUGUGUCCAAAAAUACAAAAGUUUAAUAAACAGUAAGGGACAAUUAAGCGGAAAGCUUGGCGAAAACGUGAAUCGUAAUGACUGUAAGGUCGCGUAAUUUUCACGUGCGUACGCACGUAAAUUUUACGCGCGUAAAUAAAAUAGAGGCAAUGUAUGGAAAGUCGGGCGUAAAUGUUAAAGUUGAGCCUUGCUCAACUUCUCGUUUAAGCUCAGUACUUUUUAUCUUGCCUCUAUUUUAUUCACGCGCGUAAAAUUUACGUGCGUAAACAGGUGUAAAAUACGCGACAGUGGAAAUUUACCCUAAAGGUGAUGUUACACGAGACGAUUCGCAACGACGAUUUUUAACGCAACACAGCGUUGUAACAUUGUUGCAACAUUGUUUCGAAUAGUUACAAGAUUGUUCUAAGAUUGCAUAGCUGUGUUGCGCUAAAAAUCGUCGUUGCGAAUCGUCUCAUCUAACAUGUAACCUUAAUACCGCCAAUUACGCAUUCUUAUUCGCUAUGGCACUUGCGCAAUUGCUUGUGGACGCCUGCCGACAACAAAAUCCCAGCUUCGUGUCAACCAUUAUAGAGGUAAUCAUUGAUUACGGAUACGCAUUCGUCACUUACGGAAAAGUUACGGAAACGAAAUCGAGUCAAAAGUAGUCCUACCAGUUUCCCGGCCGAGGUGUCCCUGAUAAUAUUAAUAGGGGAGGCUUAUUUGCAGUCGCCCGUUAUAGCUCGAAAAUUUCUGCCUUAGUGCCAGAGGAACACCAGAUUAGGAUGCGUUCUGACGAACGCGACAACAAAAAUGGCCUUUGAAAAACUCUUAGGCAAACUAGUUUUCGAAAACUACUAUAACCUGUGCCAGGCUGUCGGUUAGUGCAGACUAGAGAAGAACGCGGGUAAGCAGUGAAAAAAAGAGCGUACGAAAAACGAAAACUACAAUUGCAAUCCGUUUCAAUCGUCUUCAAGUUUGUCAACCCGUGCCGUCUUUGUAUUUUGUUUGUGUUAUUUAUACCUUCAUUGAAUGUUCUGAGUGGUUGUUUUGAUGUUUUACUCUUUUUGGUGGAAGCCACCACAGUUUAAAUUGUUAUAAAUUUCUUGACACUGCUCCUUUCACUACAAAAACUAUGAUAAUUCUCGACCUCGAGUGAAAAAAAUUCUACCUAACCAUGGACAAAGGUCUUAGGACAAAUUUGCAUUUGCUGUAAAUUAAACGGUUUUCUUGUUUUCUUUUUAGUCUCUGAAUUACUGGAAGGCUCGUUUCCUGCUGCUGCCCUUUACUCAGCGUAAAUCGAGUGUGGGAACGGGAGAAAAGAAAAAGACAAAAGCGCAGCAAGAGGAAAACCUUAUGGAAGGAUUUUUGAAGUUUCUUGAGAUUCUCAAUCGAGUAAAAAGAUUUCCAUCUCAGAAGGUUCCUCAGACACCCAAGGUAAUUAGAGUAAGCGCGCACUCUGUACAUAGCUUUUAGGUGACUGUUCACAGUUUCUCUAGAAUUGCUUUAUCCCUUUACUGAGCUUGAUAUAACUCACUAGCCGUUAAUUUGUUUCUGUCACAUCGAUAUUCUCGCUAAACUCGUAGUAGAAAGACGACAGCUGUCACGUUUUCCUGCCAAAAUGACGCUAGUUCACGCGCGCACAAUACUCAGUAUUGACAAAAUCUUGUCCUCGCGUACUUGUAUGAAAGGCCACGCGUAAACAUGAAAGUUGAGGGAGGUUCAACUUAAACAUCUACGCGCGACCUUUCAUACAUUCCCUUGUUUUAUUUCCUCGCAAAAGAUUAUGCAACAGUCACGUGGAAAACUUAAGGUCUCUAAUGUAGAGUUUGAAGGUCGGUACACACUAGGCAACAAGUUGCAGCGACACGUCGCAGCGACAAAUCCUACGUGUGUACUGAAGAAUUUUUGUGAAAAUCUUUGCCUCAGCAACAGAAUUUUGUCGCUGCAACAAGUCGCGGAAAACCAGAUCAGGCAGAAUUUGUGCGACUUGUUGCGGCGACAAAAUUUUGUUGCAGAAACAAAGCUUUCCUUAAAUAUUUCCCCGUUCGCACGAAGGGAUUUGUUGCUGCGACGCGUCGUGCAACGUAUCGCCCGAACUGUACACCCGUAGUGAUUUGUCACCGCGACGUGUUGUAGCAACUUUUAAAAUUAUCACUUUGAAUAACGCCUUAGGGCCUGUUUACGUGGAGGUGGAAGACCCGAGAUGGUUGAGGUAACAUGUAGCGGGUCACCCACCUAUCAUGUUAACGUGAUCAAAUAAAAUGAGAGAUUAUAUGGACAGGCGGGUUACCUCACCAAAGCGAGUUACCUCACCUACCUGGGGUCCACCACCUCCAUGUAAACAGGCCCUGAAUGUGGUAAUAUAUUAUCUAGGAGCGAAGACAAUCAGAGCCUGCUUUCCCGUCCCGUCGCCAUAGUAAGCAGCAUGAGACAAGAGCGACUGUACCCUUAUCAUCAGAGUUAACCACAGCACAGAAGGAAAUCAGCUCUUUACCAAGUAGUCCGCUGGUUAGUAAAUCGCGGUCGUCCUCAACUGUUGGCCUAGAAUCACCGAACCCAGAUUCUCGUAGCAUUUCAUCCGUGGAAUUCUCUGGGUACGUCAGAGUUCUAAUCACAAAAUAGCAGCUAAUAAUUAGCAACUAGCAGUAAUCAGGGAUUAGCAGUGCGUUCGAAAGAAUAAUACCUUUAGAAUGGCGGUUGCUGAUGAAUGUUACUAAAGUCGGGAAGUUUGUGCGAUAGCCGGAGGCAUAUACAUGAAUAACGUGCUCGUAUUGCAACGCUCUGGUUCCGUUGCACCAACUGACUAUUAUAAAGUCGGGUCGUCACCAUUCGAUACGAUCCGUCAACAUGAUACCCUGGGACAGAUAAGAAAUGUUGACGUCCGGUCCGAUCACGGCCAGACUUCCUAUAGUGAACUGUUAUAUGGCAAUGCUGACAGUCAGCUCGUAAAUAUUCUUCAUUUUUGCCUGUUUUUAUCAUAGAGAACAGCCAAUCGCAGCCGACGAGACAAUGACGAUAUCCGAUAGUGACAGGCUCAGUGAACAAUCACCACUGAAGAGCAUAGCGGAGGCCAUGAUGGAAUCUGGGUAAGUUGUAAGAUGAUACGGUUCCUGAUUUCUAAAACAAAUCAACUAUUUAAUGCUACAACGAAGAUUUUGCUUUUCUCGAUUCAGCUCGAAACGAGAACCUGAUAAACGUCAAUAAAAAACGUUCUACGAAGUAAUCGUUCCACUCUUAAAGCAAUUAAUUAGGCCAUGAGAAGUAGUUUUUUUUUCAGUGAACGAAGUGCUAGAGUCCUAUGACUGUUCAAAUCAAAGCUGUUAAGCAGUAAUUUUUCGUGGUACCAUUUUUUGUUGCAAUAAUUUAGACAUUUUGGAUUACUUUUUAAAUUCUGAUUUAGAAUCAGCAUCAGCUGAGCAAGGGGGGGAGGGGUGUAGAUUGUUUUGUUUUUUGAUGUUACCCUAUCCCGGGGUUUCAAUAAGCACCGAAGGCCGACGAAAUGCCUCGGCUACUCUGCUCAUAGAGGUCGACUACUUUUUUCUAGAAAGAAGAAGCAACUGGUUUAAAUAACGUUGUAAACAAAAAAUAUAUCAUAAAAUCUUGAAUGACUAAACGUAAUUAUGGUGUGUUUUCGUAAAGGCCCACUGGUUUUACAUCAUGCUUUAGUCAUGUGAACGCUAUAUUUCAGUCAUUUUUUUCAAAAGUUUCUUUAUAGGUUUACGUAGAAUUUGUUUACGUGCAAAAGUGCGUAAUCUAGUUUUCAUCAUUUGUUCAUUGCUUGUAGGAAUUGAUUGUGUGACUGAUAAAUUGAAAGCUACAUUUUCUUGAAUGAAAAACACGCUCUUUUGUCCUCAAAUAUAGUGCCCAAAACGCUGAAAAUCGCAUAAACGGCCCGUUGUUGAUACGGUCGGUUACUCUAUUCAAACCUGCUGGCUACCUGUCUCAGCAAUUUGUCCUCGGUUGUAGUCGUUGUUGUAUUUCCAGCCAAACACCAAUUCUUUUAACGGAAAAAUCUUGAUGGGAUUCAAGUUUUUUGUUCACAGAGUUGAAGUCGCCUUCAGACGUUCGUCACUUCUCAACAUGUAUUUCUGAGAGUUUUUCGUUGAGUUAAUUGCUGGUUCACUCUACAGCAAAGGCGUUUCCUUUCUACCUGAGAUGAAAGGAUUGAAGCUUUCCAGCUUUCUAAGUGUAGAAGCGAUCUCGUGGAUUAAACAACACCUGGAUGGGAUCACUUCUAACGAACAAGCUAUUCAUUUGUGUCAGGUCAGUGCUUUAACUUAUGAUUAUGCGCAUUUGGCAUUUUUUUAUUGAUACUUAGUGAUACUUGUCUUCUCCACAACCUGUUCUAUCGGGCGUACUGGGAUGCAUGGAGCGAUUGUGGGCGUGAAAGCUCCAGUAUCCAUUGGGAACCUUAUUUUACGCUAGUCUCCCACCGAGCCGUUUUUGUCCCGUCACGCGACGCCCCUCCCAAAGUUUCUUGGGGAUUAGCGUUGCGUGACGAGACCGCCUGCGUGCGAUAAAUUUUCCCAGCGGCUUCUCUUUACACGUAAAGCCCAUUCGUGUCUGUUGCCAAGGAUAGAGUAUUGACAUCGAGUAUCGAUAAUAUGACAUCGUUUCUUAAUACUUUCACUGCUUAGUAUAAUACUUUUCAAUUGGAGUGACUACUACCCUCCCCUCCCCUAUUCUCUUUCCACCCUGCCAUCGAAAACAGCCAUGCCAAAAGCCAGCAACAGAAACAGAAAGAAGAGUUACGAUUUACUUACGGUUAAUUGAAAUGCUCAGUCAAGAGAUACUAUUGAAGUGGCCCCGGUGCUCAAACGUUGGAUAGCGCUAUCCACCGGAUGAAAAGCUAUCCACUGGACAACGCAAUUGGUUUCCCAAGUACUUAUCCGCAGGAUAGCGGUUUCCAACGUUUGAACAACCGGGGCCUGUAGAAUAAAUACCAAGGGAGAAAAUUUCAGAAUCAUAUUUUAGUAUAUACGAGAGGUAUAUAGAGAAUUAUAAUCUUUACUGUUACUUCAUAAAAAUGUCGAAAAUUGCUUUUUUUCUCACUUCCGUUUCUAGAAAAUGGUAGAAGCUGGCAUCAUUCAACACGCCUCAGAAAGUGUAAAGCAAAAAUUUCUCGAAGGUUUUAUCAUCUUUUGUUUUGCACCAAAGUCUUCUUGGGCGGAGAAAAAAGAUGGUAAGUCAAGUUAGAUGUUGACCACAGGAAUACCACAGUAUUCUUAAACACAUGCUUACCAUUCUCCUCGCAAGAAUAUCAAACAAUGCAUGUGUGAAAGAAAAAGUCAAUGAAACCUACGUUCAUUGAUUGAAAUCUUAGGGCAAACUUUUAUUUGCGACGCUUUUUAUGCACGCGUUUGAAAUCAAAUGAAACUACACAUGCCUAGCCCCUCUCCCCCACACCAUAUACAAAGUUAACUCCUGCACCCCAAAUUUUUGUGAGGGGAGGGGAAACUGUAAGAGAUUUUUAACAAGGAAGCACUGAUUUCUUAAGGGAUCCUGACAACACAGGCCUUGAUUUCAGUGGUGAGUUUAAGGGGGUAUUAAAAACAAUCUGAAAAUUCGUUUUGAACCGCGCGUGUAUGCUGGUUGCGUAGUUCUGCCUGAUAAAAUACAACCAACCUCGUUUUGCGGUUGUUAUAAUCAGAAGUCGUAAUUAAUGGCUCCUGAUCAUUUUAUUUAAUGCCUUGUGAUAUUUUUUUUUUUUUUUUUUUUUUUUUUUUUUGGGGGGGGGGGGUGCGGUCUGCUACACAGCCGUUUAUAGUGUCGUCACGCAACGUGCGUUGCGUGACGACGCUAAAAACGGUUGUUUAGCAGACAAGGAGGGCAAGGGGGGUUGAGUCAGUUUGCUCCCUUUCGAUCAUUCCCUUCAUAUUGACUCUGUUGUUCCCGCCCCCUGGGGUAAAGUAUCGGACUUUCUUUUCCCUCAACCGAGCCUUUGCUUUUUAUUGUUAGACAUACCGGACACUUCCAAGUUGCCCGUGUCCCACCGGUCUUCAAUCGACGUGGAGCGCUUCGAGUUAGAUCUCUUACGAGAAUUUCAAAGUGAAUGGUUCGAGGUGGCAAUCUGGCCUUCCAGAACUGGAGACGAUUUUCCAGAAUUCUUUGCACCCGAUGAGGUGAUUGAGUCAUUUCCGGUGGGUUCUCCAAACCGGAAGCGCAGCCGAACAAGAUCAGCCAGGCGGAGUCCAGGACGCCUGCAUUCAGAGAGCGGUUUGUAUUCUGUACUUUCUGAGAUCUUUCCUAGACAUUGUUAAAAAUUAAUUUACUUCAAUAGCUUUUUUUUUUAUUUUUUCAUUAUUUUAAAGCGUUUUUUAGUGUUAUCUCAAAUUGCAGACUGCAAAACAGUCAGUUAUUUUCCUCAAAAUCGGUGUUUCCAGGCGCGUUCGUGGGAUUUCCCACAAACCCUCACACGCCCGUAAGGUUUGUGACAACCAUUUACGCGAAUUUAUUGGGCUUAUUUUUGAGAAAAGUGACGAAAUCAGAGCAAGAGAUAGUUAUGCAAGAAAAGGAGUUGAAUACAGGGUUAAGCACUGAAGUACAGUGAUUAGGGUUAAGCACUCUUUAGCGGUAUAUAGCUUUCACUAAUGUUAUGAUCAAUGCCAUGUAAGGUACCUUUAAAUUAACCGGCAGUUAGCCCUUGAUGGUGUAGUGCAUACGGAUAUGGAUUAUACAUCAAAUAACGCGGGUUCAAGUCCUACAUACUACCUACUGUUUUCAUCCGUUUUCUUUCUUCUCUUAUUUACUACUCUAAGUUAUAAGACUCCUAUGAUGUAUUUUGAGUAAAGAUGACAAUCUGAUUUUGGAGGAGUUUCAACCCGCCCGUAAGGCGUCUCCCCCAAAUCUCACACUUUUUUCUCACCCUCGCUUCAGGGCGUUUCUUUUUUUUACCGCUUCCGUGUUCUUGAACCACACAAUCUGCAGUCUACUCAAAUUGCUGCCUCAUCGCGAUUAUUUGUAUAUGAGAGAGAUGUCGGUUAUGCCAAAAGUUAUCCGCGGGACAGUGAACUGUUUGUCAGUUUUAGAGAGUACAGUCGAACCUCUCGUAAGCUACCACCCAAAAUGCAAAGACUUAAAGGUCGCUCACGGGAGGUCGUAGUUUACGAGAAAAGAACCUUUUGAGGUCUCUUCCAAGACGAUGUCCGGACACAUUUACUCUAUGGAAGAUAAUUUAUUGCAUGCAUUUUCUAAAUAAUGAUAUGUGCUGUUCCGUUUUGUUAUUUAAGUUCUUCGUAUAUUUUAGGUAGAAUAGUACACACAGCGAACAUAAAAAUCAAACAAUGUAUCAAAAAGUCGCUUACAAGAGCGUAAAACCAAGGGAAAAUCAUUAAACCGUUAGCCCCAAAAAGUUAGGUUACGCGCAAAUGAAUACGCGCGUGACUAACGGCGCGAGACGGGAGAGGCACGAAAAAAGAGAGGUCGUGGUCGCUUACGAGAGAUUCUAACUACAUGCAUAGGGAUUAGACUGGGAAACAUUGGGUGUAUUGGAAGGGUGGUGGUCGCAUAUAAUACUGUAUCUGCAGUAGAGGGGCCCAUGUAUGAAUAACAGAGGUGUCUUAAUUGGAGAAAUGUCUAUAUAACAUAAGCGAGGGAUUGGUGUUAAUUAGGUAUCCUUAUUAGAGAUAUUUAUGAAUCAUAGAGGUGCUCUAAUUGGAGAAAUAAGUAAGUGGAGUAUGAUUGUCCGGGUGAGUGUAGCCCUCUCCUUUGUUUCAGAAGAUGACUAACGCACAGGUUGUUGAAAUGUCAGUCACCGUCAACAACUGAACAAUCCUAUUAUUAUUAUUGUUCCUGUUGUUGUUAUUAUUACUAUUACUAUUAUUAUUAUUAUUAUUAUUAUUAUUGAUUUAUCAAGUAUUAUCCUUGCAUACUCCAUAGACUGCGGCUGUGGCCCAGCUUACAAGUUUGUUACCCUGGAUGCUGAUCCUCAUCACAAGAGCCAACGCCCUGAAACCUGCAUCGUACGUUACCAUGGUAAUUUCUGCACCCAUCAUGCGUUUGAGAUCGAGCUACACUGGAUAGCAGCGACUGGGAGUAUAGUAAAUAACAUGGUAGGAUGAAAGACAUCAAAGUUUUAUAGUAAUCACUCUAACAAGCGAUUUUUUCCAGCCAUUUUUAUGGGGGGAGUUAAUUGGAGCGGGAAAAUUAUCAGGGAGUCAGGGAGAGAGGCUCAUAUAAAAGCGAAGCGGCAACCCAUGGUAGUUCACUUUAUUUCAUAAGCGAUAUACCUGUAAGCAACAUAGUCCGUGGUUAUAAAAAAAGCCAUUUUUUUCAGUCACUUUUCUUACACUAUACUGUACCUUUGUUUGUGCGAUCUGAAGAUAAUCGUUCGUCACUUUUAUUCUGUCUUGUUUACCGCCAAACUUUAGCAUAAACAUAGAAGCGCUUGAUAUACAGGCUAAUUAAUCGGCCAUAGAGCGUAUUCGCAUGACGUCACGGCGGCCAUAUUGGCGUUCCAAAAAAAUGGAAUGGCGGCCAUGUUGGUGUAGCAAGACAACCCUGUGGGAAUUGAACUCUUUUCUUAUGUAAAAACUUUCUUUUGUUCGUAAGAAUUAGCAUAGAUGCUGGUCACGUGAGUGAAUACGCUCUAUAAAAGUGAUUAUGAUGAUGAUGUUGACGGUGAUGACAGGGACCGCGGAGACCAUUUUAAAGUGGUAGGGCUAAAAAAUCUGGCCAGUACAAAGAAGCAUUAAGUUCAGUGUUUCGCCAUUUAUCUUGCAUUUGCGCGCUAUCUUAUUUACAACCUCAGCAAAUAUAACAUAAACGUCGUCACUUGUUUUAGUGUCCAGUAUAGCCAAUAUGUUAAAUAAACCUUCCUAAGAUUGCUGCUUUUUGAAGUUGUCCGCAAUGCUGAAGUUUCUCUUGAGGUUUUCAUUGCGGGAAACAAACUCCUGUGCGACGUCAGCUAUAGAGACACUGUCUGUUCUCCGCUUGUGACCAUUACGGCAACACUGCUAAGUUGCCAAACCUUUCGUCACGCAUCUUGGAUCGAAGCGACGUCUUCAGACGCCGUGCAGAUGAGAGUGAACGCUCGCCAGCAGCACUGGUAACAGGAUUUACAGCAAGCAGCUUACAGAUAGUUUGGACUUCCUGAAUUAGCCUCUUUUCUGGUUCUGGAAACUUCAACACCGCCAACAGGAUUUCGUUAAAACAUGAUAUCUUCUCCUCCUUUAACAUAACUUCCAAAAUACUUAGUUGCUCAGGCAGCGCCCCUGUAUCAACAUCUUCGCUGUAUGACGCAUCACGAAACUGAACUCUGCCUCUUCGUCACCAAUAUGAGCUUUAACCAAGAGGGUCUCCAUCUGGGCGUAGGAGCUGAAGCUUUCCUGAUUAACGCGGUGAUAUAUAGCCCGACGAUAAGAUGAAUACCCUCAUAAUAGACCCCUCUAAAGUGAUCUUUGGCAGUUUGGGGAUAGCUUGGUGCACCAGCACCAACCUCCAGUCUGACCAAAGUGCGUCGUUUUCUUGGAAGCGUUGGUUCGCUAAGCAGGCCUUCACUCUUGCAGGCAACAUCAGCAUAGAAAUGGUCGAAGCUUUCAUCAGUGCGAAAUUUUGUCAGCGUCUUCUUUGUUAGUUUUGGCAGGCGUUGUCCAAUGACAGCAGCCAUCUUAGUACCCUGAAAAUCCUUAGAUAGAUUAUCGGUGUGGGAAUAAAGGUGCUCUCCAAGAUGAAAAGCCAACAAAAAGUCAAAUUGCUCCUUCCAUUUUUGGCCUUACAUCUUAUUAUCCUUGCAAGCAAAUCGGGUUGUAAUCGUUCGGACAUACAAACACCCAACUCUUCCAUAGGGCAAAGUCCAAAAAUUCCACGGGAAUUCUUUCCAUGUCAACUGGAGCCCUAGAAAAUAAAUCCCAGCAAUAAAAGUGGUAGGGCUAUAGCCCUACCAGCCCCUCCCCCUCCGCGGUCCCUGUCAGAUGAUGAUGUUGACGGUGAUAAUGAUGAUGAUGAUGAUGAUGAGUGAUCGUAUCCACUUUGCUCUCCUCAGGUUCAAUCAUGGACUCGUAAGGCACCUUCGUGUGGCUUUCACAUAGUCCCCGUUCCAGUAAGUCCAUUCCCUGAUCCAGCUGGUAGGAAUGUCGACCCUUUUCGUUUGCCUUUGUUCAUUUCGUUAAACUUACCUGAGGGAGCAGCGGACGCAUGUAGUCUGUUCAAAGGUAAGAAAGAGGAACAAUCCCGUCAUCCCGACCUAAAUUUUCCCUCAAUCCUUUAAUCCCGAGGAUUAUUCUUGCCAUCCCACAUCCGGUGCAUACUUUCAAUCCCGAAUCCCGUCCCCAUACUGCUUUAAGAAUUCCGAAUUCCGGCCCUAUAUUGCUUUAAAAUUCCGAAUCCCGCCUCCGUAUUGCUUCAAAAUCCCGAAUCCAGCCCCCAUAAUGCUUUAAAAAUCCCGAAUCCCGGCCUUCAAAUGAGGUAAAUGCCGUAUCCCGAGAAGCCUAUUGAGGACACUCGAAGACAAAAUAAAAUUAAAGGAAGAAAGCGAUUCGCAAAAUUAUAUUGCAUAUAUUUUGCUAUUACUAAGGCGAAUAAUAUCUUUCGUUAUGCCGAACACUUCGUUAUAUAGAGGUUCGUAAUGUUGAGGUUUUUGAAUCUACGAGUCAUGUCAUAUCUAAGUGCAAUAUGAGUGUAUUCCUGAAUAGGACUGUUGCUGACAUUGACUUCUGUUUUAAACCUGUGUGUGGUAGUCAUCUUCAGAGUCAAAGUCAGGAAAAACUCUCAAGAAGACUACCGCACAGGUUGUCGAAACAUCAACCACUGAUCACGACCUGAUGGCUAGUUUACUUCAAAACCGACAUUAAAUUGUUGGUGUAUACUUAGGAUUCGUGUAAGUUGUCCCAAGCAAUCGUAAUCAAACAUGAAACCUCCAGAUUCGAUAGCCCAAAACUGCUUUGUGAAUAAGAAAACAACAACAACAAAAACACAAAAACAAAAACAAAACAAAGGCCUAAUGUCCAAAUUCAAAUUGUCCAUACUGAUUUUCUUACAUUUCUUUAAAGAAUUAGUUGAGAGAAUAGGAUAAAAGAUCAAAGCAUUUUCCCUUUGUGAAAGGUUUGAACCAUAAGUAGGUUGAGUAUGACCGUCCAGGUGAACGUAGUCCUGAAUAGAACUGUUGUAGACAGUGACUGACGUUUCGACAACCUGUGCGGUAAUCAUCUUCAGUGUCAAAUUGAGUUGUAUCACGUCAGUUGAUGGUAUUUAACUUUGGUUAUUGACCUGGUUGGUCAUUUAAUUCGAGAUGUUAAUGGUCUUCUGUCAGUUAAGCCGUGAUGUUAUUGGCUAUGAAGACUGUCGCAAUGUCAUUGGUGCGUUUCGAUCCGUCUAUUGUCACAGUUAAUCAGUCGUUUAUUGUUAGUCAAAUUUUCAGUUGUCCAGUCGUUCUCUCGUGGUUAGUUUUGUUUGAUUCCGUCAAUAAGUCGUUUGUACGAUCCUGGUUCCUUUCUUGAUCAUUUUAUUAAUUCUCAGAACCUUUCCUAUUGAUUGUGCAUGACAGUUGUUAGGAGAAAAUUGAUGUCUGUCACACUUGGGACUUAAUGGGUAAACAUGUACCGCACUUACUGAAAUCAGCAGCAGUACUAUCUGCUCUGGCAAGUGCGAAUCGCUGGACGUAAAUUUAUAAUAAUUUACGAUAGUAAUAAAGGAGUUUGGUAUUCUGAUUUUAAGUGAUUCCAAUUCAUAACGGGUAACUAUCAGAUUUUUAAAAAAAUCCAUUUUCAUCAUAGUCUCCUUACAUGGACCCAGUCCUCUAGCCUGGCUACACUUUCAGAAAUACCAUCAUUCACUAUAUUACCGUAAAUCCUCUAUUAACCCCCCCGGGAGGGGGGCUUAUUUAUUUCAAGUCCAUUUGAGGGAGGCUUAGUAGAGACGAGAGGCUUAUUUGAGGGGGGGGGCUUCAGCUCAUGGCAUCAGCUCUUCAUAAAGAACUAGAAUACAAAGUGGAAAACCUCAAGUACAAGACGGUUGGAGGCCACGCAGCUGAGGAUCAGAAUCAAAUCCGAACUUCUAGUUGGUAAAUAAACUAUCCCUAAUCAGUCCACACGAAGUUUUACAGUCGUGAUGGAUUAAUACAGUCUAUCAUUUAUUAGUGAAGAAUAUUUAGGGGCGGGGGGGCUUAAUGGAGAGGGGGGGGCUUAUUAGAGGUAGGGGUCUUAUUUGAGAGGGGGGCUUAAUAGAGGAUUUACAGUAUGUUAGAUUUGUUGGUCAUAUAAUCACCGAUAGUUACGCUCCAUUGAGUCUGAAUGAUCUUCACUUGAUCUGUUUUGUUCAUGUUUUUUUGCAACCAAAAAUUGUUACGAUUUUUGUAUUUCAGAAUUUGAACCAUCCACGCGAAAUCUAAGAAUGUUUCUAUUUUUGGAAGCCAUACUUCAAAGGUGUGUAUGUACUCCUUGCUUACGUCCUUACUGGACAAUUGACGUUAAGUAGUCUUGAAUGUUUUUUCGCUAUUAAUGUUUUAAACAUUACAUAUUCUCAAGUCAAGAAAAAAUGCUUGAGUUUCCAUUUUUCAACUUAAAACCAAACGAAAAGGGCUGAAUUAAAAACGAGUUCGUCACUUUAAAAACGGGAAGGGAACUGGAGCCGAAAUGUGUCCCGCAAGUGUUUCUGGGAUCGUAACUGGGGAGAAGCCAGUCAGCUAUUGGCUCAUUUUUUCCCGUGUCCCUGGUAACAGUACCAGAAGCCUUUGCGAAAGUUAACUCGGCUCUGUUUCCUUCUUUUUUUUAAAAGUGGCCAAUGGGUCAUAGUCUCCUUCGCAGCCGUUUUUAGGCUCGUCACGCAACGCUCCUCGCGGGGGGAGCGUUGCGUGACAAGCCUAAAAACGGCUGCGAAGGAGACUAGAUGGGUCACAUUGUUUGUUGGGACCAGCUUACUUGUAGAGUAGCCUUUCAUAAAAAGAAAAAUUAAAUUAUGGUGCUUAAAGCAAAGUGAUUUAUAUAUCCUAAUCCACAUUGAAUUGCAGAGUUGAAACUGAAAAUAUUACGGCGUUUAUCAUUUGUCGCACGUAACAUUGGCUCAGUAUGUCAGCAGUAAUCUUCUUCUAUUUCAGCAACACUGAGCACAACCUUAAGGUGGCGCGAUACAGUUUUUCAGUAAUUUUUUCCAAAUCUUUGUUUAUGGCGGCGUACUCAAAUUUGGGAGGUAUUGACCCGAAAAACUGUAUCGAGCCACCUUAACUGCACAACGUUGUUAACCUUGGGCAACAUUUCGUACCAUAAUGUGACACAAGUUUUAACUGUCAGCCAAUCAGAUUUGGCUUUCAGACUUUACAACUACCUUCUUGCCAGUUGCGACACUUUCAUUCCAAUAACGUGCCCUCUUGCCCAAAAUAGCCUGUUCACAUACCCUCUAUUUUCUCUUAAAAGUCCACCGAGCGCGCUCGGCGAUGAUCGAAAAGAAAAAUAAAGCAACGUCUGUGUACAGGUUAGGCUAGCCCAAAUUACACGUCAUUUUUCACCAUUAAAACAGCACUUUGUUGAUUUGUUUCAAGGUUUGGUUUCAUGCGUGACUCACCGUAUGGUUCGAUGCACGUGAGCUCGCCGAUGGUGCAAAUGACGCCUGUGCAGUGCCGCGCACAUGACUACGUGCACACGAGCGGCGUAGCUUUUGUACGUAUCUCUACCUGGGAAGAUGAUAAUGAUCCUUUUAUGAGUGACCUACAUGGGUCAAUAAUGGACCAACACAGUGGCAAGUAUUGGGGUUUCUAUUGGAUGCCAAAUCAUAUGUUGACAAGACGUUGGCGGUCAGCGGCUACUGGUGAUAAAGGAAGUGAAAGUAAACUGAGAAGUGAACUGGAAGAUUUCUGCGCGGACAAAAAUGGUGUUUUGACGAAAUUCUGGGAGUCGUGCACGGCAACUGCAAGAAGACUGCUUGAAAAAGGAGUAGAAGAAGAAGAUAACAUUUCCUUAAAAGAAAAGGAUGAAGGAGGUUGUGAAAUGAACAGGGUGGAAGAAAGCGAUUCGACAAAUUUGGGGAGCUCCACAGAUUCAUCUGAUAAACUUCUUGCUUCACAGUCAGAAAAAGAGAAGUGACUUCAAGAUUAUUCAAAGUAUUCUUCAAAACUAUUUGACCUAUGAGCUAAAAAAGAGAAAGGAACACC
Molecule: messenger RNA, 36845 nt
Organism: Porites lobata
Lineage: Eukaryota; Metazoa; Cnidaria; Anthozoa; Scleractinia; Poritidae
Source: the annotation of a GenBank genome assembly